CUUGGGGCCUGCCUGGCUUCAAGCAUUUUGCAUAUGGUGCGUGGAAGGGGUGGGGGGUCAAGUCUGCUUCAGCUUCUUCUGUAGCUCUCACAGCCACUAAUGUGGAAGGGCAGCCUUGGAGCGCCUGAGGAAAUGGGUGUUUGAAAAUGGUGAUGUUCAAUCUGAAGCCAAGUUCAUGGUUAAUCGAGCAGUCAUGAUCCCUGCCUCACUGUGUGGAGCUGAGACAUGGAUGGCGUACAGACCUGUUUGCCACUUUAAGGGUUUGUGGGCCAAAGACCUGUGGGUAACAUACAGAAGACGCCUCAAUGCGCUGGAGAAGUGUUGUCAACGCUGCCUGCAGAAGAUCCUUCAAAUCUAGUGGGGAGGCAGACGCACCGACGUUAGUGUCCUCUCACAAGUGAACACCAUGCGCAUUGAGGCAAUGAUUGUCCAAUGUCAGCAUUGCUGGGCCGAUCGCAUCAUCUGGAUUUGUGACUCCAGACUCCCAAAGCAAGUUGCAUUCUCCCAGUUCAGGCAAGGUGUACCCUCAAGAGGAGGGCAAGGGAAGUGCUUCAAGGAUGUCUUCAAGGCUAACUUGAAAAAAUGCAAAAGUGAUAUCAGCUCAUGGGAGAUUUGCCCAGCACUGCGCUGAAUGGAGGAAGAGUCUGCUGCAAGGAUCUUAGUACGUUGAAACUUCAAAAUGACAACAGGAGAUGGAAAAAUGGGAGUGGCAGAAACAGUGUUGUGGACUGAACCAAGAACCCAGAGCCACCCGCCUUGCAUGGAAACGUAUGCCCAAGUUGCAGUGGUGUCUGUCAAUCCUGGAUAGGCCUUGUCAGCCAUCUUUGGACCCACAGAUAAGAUGAUAAUGGAAGAUGGUCAUCCUUGACUGCGAGGGAUUGCCGACGAUGAUGGUUAUUAUAAAACAACUGGAAAGGAAAGGUGCAGUAGUAUGGUUAUGAAAGCUUCUGUAGAAGAUGAUGAUUCAGGAUGGGAGCUCAGUAUACCUGACAAGAUGGAAAAAAGUAAUACCAGCUGGAUAGAUAUUACGCAGGAUUUUGAAGAGGCUUGUAGAGAAUUGAAGCUGGGAGAACUGCUUCAUGACAAGCUUUUUGGUCUUUUUGAAGCCAUGUCUGCAAUUGAAAUGAUGGAUCCCAAGAUGGAUGCUGGUAUGAUUGGAAACCAAGUUAAUCGAAAAGUUCUGAACUUUGAGCAAGCGAUCAAGGAUGGCACCAUUAAAAUUAAAGAUCUAACUUUACCUGAGCUGAUAGGAAUAAUGGAUACUUGUUUUUGUUGCUUGAUAACAUGGUUAGAAGGACAUUCUUUGGCACAGACGGUGUUCACUUGCCUUUACAUUCAUAAUCCAGACUUCAUAGAAGACCCUGCCAUGAAGGCUUUUGCUUUAGGAAUCCUAAAAAUCUGUGAUAUUGCUAGAGAAAAAGUGAACAAAGCAGCAGUUUUUGAAGAGGAAGAUUUUCAAUCAAUGACUUACGGGUUUAAAAUGGCUAACAGCGUGACAGAUCUUCGAGUAACAGGUAUGCUAAAAGAUGUUGAAGAUGACAUGCAAAGAAGAGUCAAGAGUACUCGAAGUCGACAAGGAGAAGAAAGAGAUCCAGAAGUUGAGCUUGAACAUCAGCAGUGCUUAGCAGUAUUCAGCCGAGUGAAGUUUACCCGAGUGUUGUUGACUGUUCUCAUAGCAUUUACGAAAAAAGAGACAAGUGCAGUUGCAGAAGCCCAGAAACUAAUGACUCAGGCAGCUGACCUGCUUUCUGCCAUCCAUAAUUCAUUACAUCAUGGUAUACAGGCUCAGAAUGACACAACCAAAGGAGAUCAUCCUAUUAUGAUGGGUUUUGAACCCCUUGUUAACCAGAGGUUGCUCCCUCCAACUUUCCCUCGAUAUGCAAAAAUAAUCAAAAGGGAUGAAAUGGUCAACUAUUUUUCUAAACUUAUAGACCGAAUAAAAACUGUAUGUGAAGUAGUCAACUUAACUAAUUUGCACUGUAUUCUGGAUUUUUUCUGUGAAUUUAGUGAGCAGUCACCUUGUGUUCUUUCAAGAUCUCUACUACAGACGACGUUCCUUGUGGAUAACAAGAAAGUGUUUGGGACGCAUCUCAUGCAAGAUAUGGUGAAAGAUGCAUUAAGAUCUUUUGUCAGUCCUCCAGUACUUUCUCCUAAAUGCUGCCUAUAUAAUAACCACCAGGCAAAGGACUACAUUGAUUCCUUUGUAACUCACUGUGUACGGCCAUUCUGUAGUCUGAUUCAAAUCCAUGGACACAACCGAGCACGCCAACGAGAUAAGCUGGGUCAUAUUCUUGAGGAAUUUGCCACGCUGCAGGAUGAGGCAGAGAAAGUAGAUGCAGCACUUCACAGCAUGUUACUGAAACAGGAACCCCAAAGGCAACAUUUAGCCUGCUUGGGCACCUGGGUCCUGUACCAUAACCUCCGUAUCAUGAUACAGUAUCUUCUGAGUGGCUUUGAAUUGGAACUCUAUAGUAUGCAUGAGUAUUACUACAUCUAUUGGUAUCUAUCGGAGUUUCUCUAUGCCUGGUUGAUGUCAACAUUGAGCCGUGCUGACAGCUCCCAAAUGGCAGAGGAGAGAAUAAUGGAAGAGCAGCAGAAAGGACGUAGUAGUAAGAAAACAAAGAAAAAGAAAAAAGUUCGCCCUCUGAGUAGAGAGAUCACCAUGAGCCAAGCAUAUCAGAAUAUGUGUGCUGGGAUGUACAAGACUAUGAUAGCUUUUGACAUGGAUGGCAAAGUGAGGAAACCCAAGUUUGAACUGGAUAGUGAACAAGUUCGAUAUGAACACAGGUUUGCCCCUUUCAACAGUGUCAUCACACCACCACCAGUCCACUAUUUGCAAUUCAAGGAGAUGUCUGACCUAAAUAAAUACAGUCCCCCUCCUCAAUCUUCAGAUCUCUACAUGGCAGCUAGCAAACACUUCCAGCAAGCUAAAAUGAUACUGGAGAAUAUUCCUAACCCAGAUCAUGAGGUCAACCGAAUUCUAAAAGUUGCCAAACCCAAUAUUGUGGUGAUGAAGCUGCUAGCAGGAGGUCACAAGAAGGAUUCUAAAGUUCCUCCAGAAUUUGACUUCUCUCCUCACAAAUAUUUUCCAGUUGUGAAGCUUGUUUGAAAAACAAGAGGUUAUUUGGAUACCUGAACUGUAAUCUGUAUAUCAGAUACCUUCUCUGAGGUGGAGUAUUUUAUACCAUAUCCAAAAUGAAACAGAUCUUUUGGAUAAAAGUACUGUUGUAUAGAAUAUCUCUACUUGACUUCCAUACAUGACCUGAAUGACAACUGCUGUUUUAAAGUGGUUUGUAUACCUUCUAAGCAUGAGGUUGAUUUUAAUCAACUGCAUUGUUGAAGAAGAUUGUAUCUUAUUUGGUUUUAUUACAGAUUUAAUCAUAAAUCACUUUUAUGAAUGA
Alligator mississippiensis (American alligator) is the source of this 3401-nucleotide messenger RNA. It is a transcript of the gene NAA35, whose product is annotated as N-alpha-acetyltransferase 35, NatC auxiliary subunit. Bases 932 to 3109 code for a protein of 725 amino acids. The record is from RefSeq and is a predicted model, not a curated record. The transcript is spliced from 23 exons. Gene Ontology annotation, cellular component: NatC complex. Gene Ontology annotation, biological process: N-terminal peptidyl-methionine acetylation. Lineage: Eukaryota; Metazoa; Chordata; Crocodylia; Alligatoridae.